AUUGAACGAAACAAAACGCAUAUUACAAAAACAAAAUGAUUAAGAAGAAACUGACUACGGUACUUAAGGAGAUUGGACACAAAUUCAAAGAACAAUUUGGAUUUGAAAUCCAAGAUGUUACAUUUUCAAAGGUCGUACAAUAUCUACAUGAACCCAAGGACGCUUCGAGUCUUGCUGUGACUAGAAUAUUAUUCGGCCUGGCGAUGCUGUUCGACAUUCCGGACGAGCGCGGCGGCGCCGUCAUGGAGCGGCGUUGGGGCGACAUCACCACUUGCCACUUCCCCCUACUACCAUUUCUGCACCCAGCGCCGCUGCCUUAUAUGGCUGUCGUAUACGCGGCCAUGUGGAUUGGUGCUGUAGGCGUAAUGGUAGGAUACAAGUAUACUACAUCAUCUGCUUUGUUCACGCUUUGCUUCUGGUACUUGUUGCUGAUAGAGAAGAGCUUCUGGAACAACCAUAGUUAUUUGUUUGGACUGGUCUCUUUACUGCUGUGUUUCACCGACGCAGCAUGCUAUUGGUCAUUAGAUGCAUACUUUGACCCGCUAAAGAAGAAAGACACAGUUCCUUAUUGGAACUAUUUUAUCUUAAAAUACCAGUUUUUCAUCCUUUACUUUAUGGCUGGCCUCAAGAAAAGUACCGCCGAAUGGUUGACUGGAUACUCUGUGCAGAACCUCAGCGAGCAUUGGGUGUUUACACCGUUUAGGUUAUUUCUGACAGUGCCUCAGAUAGAUUUUCUGGUGGUACACUGGUUCAUUUUCGCGUUCGACCUCACUGUAGCUGCGUGGAUGAUGUGGGGACGCACGAGACACGUCACCAUGAUCUUCUGUGCUCUCUUCCAUUUGAUGAACAGCAGACUCUUCAGGAUUGGUAUGUUCCCUUGGGUAUGUCUAGCUACGAUGCCAUUGUUCUACCCAUUCGAUUGGCCAAAACUAACAUUGCAAUUCGUAAAUACACAUAUACGGUAUAUAAAAAGUAAAUUAUGUUGUAAUAUAUCACCUUAUACAACACAAUUUAAAUGUAAAAUGGAUAGUUAUGAUUUGAAUGCUUACGACGAAUGUUCGUGUUCAGAUGAAUUACUAGAAGAAAACAUAAGCAAUGAUUCAAUGAAAGAGACUACGAGAAAAGAUACGGAGAAAAAUGAGGACAACAUCCAUAAAAGUGGGGAGAAUAAUAAAGAUCUUGUUCAAGCAUUUUUAGACGGUAAAGAAUGUAAUUGCGAUCAAAAGGAUGAUGAAACUGAUCAAGAACAACAGCAGUCGAAAAAUUCAGAUUCGGUGAAAAAUUUUACAGUGCUCAUGAUAAUGUUUCAUAUUGUCACCCAAGCGUUUCUACCAUUUUCACAUUUCAUUACCAAGGGUUAUAACAAUUGGACCAAUGGUCUUUAUGGCUACUCCUGGGACAUGAUGGUGCAUACCUGGGAGCCACAUUCUAUCGUCAUCAAAAUCGUCGACAAUGAAAAAAACCACGAGUUCUACAUCGACCCUCACUUGUUCGCGCCCAACGAGAGAUGGAGUAGACACGGAGACAUGAUCUACCAAUACGCACACUGUUUGAGAAACAACAUUGUGCAAUCGAGAAAGAAAACUGACGGUCGAAUAUCUGAAAAUAUCUCGAUUUACGUAGACGUUUGGUGCUCAAUGAAUGGUAGAUUUGCCCAACGCAUGUUCGAUCCAAAAGUGGACAUGUUGAAAGCAAAAUGGUCCCCAUUCGAGCCUGUUUCAUAUCUGAUGCCUGUUUUAGAUGAAGCUUUGAAUUGGCGUACUGUUUUAGAUAAGAUCAGAGAAGAAAUACACGUUUGGAAUAACUAUAGCGACGUAUCCUUUUAUGCUGAUUUUCCUGGUUAUAACCAAGAGAAAUUCAUACCCAAAGAACUUCAUAAUGUCACGCUCAGUGUAUUAGAAGGUAUUGUAGCUUACGAGCCAGAGAUGACUGAACUUUUCAACGGUCAAUCAAUUAAACUCGAAACAGGGGAAAGCGUCAAGAUAAAAUCUGGAACUUUCCACAAGGUCAUCAACAUCGGCGAAUCCUACGCAUAUUAUAUGUACACAUUCUUCAACUCGACAGAAAUGGCAGUCGGCAAUGUAAGCGAAGCGCCUAAACCUAAGUUGCCUAUAGGUGCUGAAUUAGUUCGGCGAUUCAACAACAUGAUCGCAUUCGUUGCUAGUGAAUCUUACUCCCCUGAUGCUGGCUCUAUGGCAUAUAUUACAGAAAUCGCCCCAUUCCCCAUCGGGCCUACCGACCAAUGUAAUGAGCCUAUGAAACUAGUGCACAUGUGAGGGAAGAUGCGUCCCAUCGCCACAAAUAUACUGUUGCACAAAAAAUUAGGUCACUUUUUUUUUAAUAAUUCUUAUUUAUUGCUAAAUAAAUAAUAGCUCGAUGCCGUAGAGGAUAAGCGCCGCGGCCCCAGAUCUUUGUUGUUAAGCUAUGUGUAUUGAAAUAUGUAAUUUACGAUAACAUAUUUCAAUACACAUAACAACUGAAAGAAAUUUUUAAAUAGAUACAGUAAUUCCGGAACCUAUUCCAUGCAAACAAACAAUCAAAUCUAUCCUCUUUAUAAUAUUAGUAAUGCUAACUAAUCUAUACUAAUUGAGUAUAGGCAACCAAACAUACUAUCUCAUACUUCAUUGAGACAUAUCUUCCAUCACAUUUGCACCGACCCUUGAAAUCUUUAUUGUAUUUCUUGAAGUAUCUUGAGCCUGUACGGUGUGUCCGGGUAACGCAUCCUGACUAUAUGCCGCACCUCCUCGCACGUGUAAUGCUCCUGCACCUCCUUGUCACGGAGCCACAGUUCAGAUAACUCUUGCAGCUGGCCGUUCAUCAACACACGCAGUUUGUUGAACUUCACCCAAGCACUGAUUUUACUCACGACAUUUUCAUUCGGUGACUGAAAAUUAAUAUACGUUGAAAAUAAUAUAAGUACUAUAACAAUAGAGGAUCGGACAACACUUAGAUAAAAAAAAAUCGUGUGUAGUUAAACAGUGCGUUUUAAGAUUAUAUAUACGUCGAAUUCUUUUACUAAUAAUAACAGUGAUUUAUAUUUUUAUAAUAAACAAAAUUUUUCUUUUUGUAGUCUGUUUCACGUCAAAUAACACGCCUCACCACCUCGUCAUUCGUGGGGGCAAAUUGGUAGUAGUCUAUCUAAUAAAAUCGCGGGAAAGAGUCAGUUAAAAUUAAUUUUAAUGAUAAAAUAAAUUUUUAACAAAUUACAAGGGUCAUUUGGAUAACAUUUUUUAUAUUCAAACUAACAAAUAAAUAAAACACUAAUCAUCCUAAAGGUACUGCGGUAUUAAAGGUGCUGCUCAAAAAUCUUGUUGUACCUUAGUUCAAGAACACAAACAGUAGAUAUAUAUGGUGCGAAGUCGUCGGGGUCUCAUGUAAAAAUAGAAAUGGGCCAUUUCUAUUUUUAAUAUAUGUCAAUGAUUUACCAUCUUUUGUUAAAAACUUAAGUGUAUUGUGCUGUUUGUAGAUGGCACUUCAUUGAUAUUAAACAUUGACAGAAAUAAGUAUAAUUUCGACGAAGUAAACAAUACUUUCUCACAAGUUGUCUUAUAUUAUAGUUAAUAACCUUAAUUUGAAUGCUAAAAAUAAACAAAUGUACAAAAUUCACUUCAUCUAAUGAAAAGUAGAACAUUUAGAGUAGGUUCAACAAAUAUUUUUGGGCAUAACACUAGACUCAAAACUGAAAUGAAUCCCGUACAUUUCUAUAUUAGCUGGUAAAGUCAGUUCGGCUACAUAUGCCAUACGAAAAAUAAGAUAAAUACCCGAAAUAUAAUUUGCCCGGAUAGUGUGCUUUAGUUAUUUAUACAGUAUUAUGUCCUGUGGUAUUAUGUUGUGGAGAACGGCAGCCGAUUUUGAGUCUAUAUUUGUUUUACAAAAAAAGAGCUAUCUAUCAAUUAGGCUCACGAACAUCUCUCAGAGACAAAAAUAAAGAAAUCGGAAUAUUGACUGUUGCAUCUGAGUUUAUAUAUAAUUAUACAUAUACUUUUGUCCGGAACAAUAUUAAUAUGUAUACUUAGCACGUGCACAAAUUUAACACUAGAAAUAAAAGUAAUGCCUUUUUAUAGGUUACAGAAGAUAUUAAGUAGGUUUGUUCAUGGGUCAAUACACGCAGUACUUUAACAAGAUCAUCAGUGAUAUGUUAGAUUUGCUUAUCAUUUUAAAAGUCGUAUUAAAAUUGUCUACAAAGUGAAAGAUAUUAUACCUAUAAAGAAUAUAUAUAAAUAACAAAAAGGCAUGGUGUUAGAUAUUUUAACCUGAUAUAAUCAUAUCAUUGCGUAUUUUAUGCCGUGUCCUGCGGCCAUUGAUUGAUGUUUUAAAACUGACUUCCUUAAUCCACCACAUAAGUCCUAGAGUAGGCAUGCUCUCUUA
This is a messenger RNA of Diatraea saccharalis (sugarcane borer), 4368 nucleotides long. Lineage: Eukaryota; Metazoa; Arthropoda; Insecta; Lepidoptera; Crambidae. The record is from the annotation of a GenBank genome assembly.